AUGAGCCCUUUAAUACGACGCAUUGCAGUGCUACUUGUCGCUUUCACCUUCCUGUACCUCUCCUUUCGCCAGCUUACUCUCGGUGUUGAAUUCCCGUUACCGACCGCCACAUCUUCGAAUCGAGUCAAAGGACCCAUACGAUGGAAAGAGAUACCUCCUAGAUACACUGUCGCCUCGACCAUCGCCCUGCCGACGGGCACACCUCCCGCCAUUCCCCGCAUACAGCACGAGUUUGGGGUCGAGACGCAGCACACCAAGGCGGAAAGAUUACACAGACAGGCUGCUGUGAAAGAGGCCUUUUUGCAUUCCUGGAACGGUUACAAGAAGCAUGCUUGGCUGCAAGACGAAGUCACUCCGGUGACAGGAGGCUUCACCAAUGCGUUUGGACAGCGCGGUGCAACACUCGUCGACACCUUGGAUACGCUGGCUAUCAUGGGUCUGGACGACGAGUUUGCAGAGGCUGUAAAGGCUGUCAAGGGGAUCGACUUCACUACGAGUGCCAUUUCCCGUCUGAAUGUGUUCGAGACCACGAUACGCUACCUGGGUGGACUGUUGGGCGCAUACGAUGUCAGCGAGGCGAAACACCACGUCUUGCUCGACAAAGCAAUCGAGCUGGGAGACAUGUUAUACGCAGCAUUCGACACGCCGAACCGGAUGCCAAUCGGGCGAUGGGAUUGGGAAAGCGCCGCUGUACGCAAAUACCAACAAGCCGACGGACAAGGCCUCAGCGCAGAGCUCGGCUCCCUGACCCUCGAGUUCACUCGCCUCACGCAGCUAACAGGCGACCCAAAGUACUACGACGCCGUAGCCCGCAUAACCGCCCUGCUGUCAAAACACCAAGACCGCACCCAAAUUCCCGGCCUCUUCCCCAUCCACAUCAGCCCUGCGCGCGAAGACUUUGCUUCCGACUCCCACUUCACCAUGGGCGGCAUGUCCGACAGCCUCUACGAGUACCUGCCCAAGCAACACUUGCUGCUCAACGGCCUGGAUCCGCAGUACCAGAACCUGUUCUCGAACGCGAUGCGCGAAGCCAAACAGCAUCUCUUCUUCCGCCCGCUGAACCCGCAGAACAAGGACAUCCUCAUGUCCGGCUCUGCGCGCAUCAGCGGCGCAACGGGGCGCACGAAACUCGACCCCGUAGCGCAGCAUCUCUCGUGCUUCGCGGGCGGCAUGGUCGCGCUCGGCGCCCGCGUCUUCAACCGCUCCGCCGAGCUCGCCGUCGCGCGCAAGCUGGUCGACGGGUGUAUCUGGGCGUACGACAGCACGCCUUCGGGCAUCAUGCCGGAGCAGGCCAAGCUCAUCCCGUGCCGCGGGGACGCGGACUGCGCGUGGCAGCCCGAGAAGUGGAACACGGCCGUUCGCUCCGCGGGCGUCGACGAGUUCGAUCGCAACCUCGACGCGGCCGAUAUCAUCAAGCAAGACGGGCUGCCGCCGGGGUUCGCGCGGAUCAGCGAUCGACGCUAUCUGCUCAGACCAGAAGCCAUUGAAUCCAUAUUCAUCCAGCACCGCAUAACUGGCGACCCCGCGCUCGCCGACGCCGCAUGGCGUAUGUUCACGUCCAUCGCGAACGCAACGCGGACGCCGAUCGCGCACUCGGCCAUCGCCGACGUGACGCUGCCCGUUGGCCACGCCAGCCAGAAACUCGAUCAGUGCGAGAGCUUCUGGAUGGCCGAGACGCUCAAGUAUUUCUACCUCGUCUUCAGCGAUCCCGAACUCGUUAGUCUCGAUCACUGGGUUUUUAAUACGGAGGCGCAUCCGCUGCGCAGGCCGCAGGCGGAGAAACGCGUGGGUGAGUGA
Messenger RNA from Didymella exigua CBS 183.55, 1797 nucleotides. RefSeq names its product glycoside hydrolase family 47 protein. The record is from RefSeq and is a predicted model, not a curated record. The transcript has 3 exons. The coding region runs from base 1 to 1797 and encodes 598 amino acids. Gene Ontology annotation, cellular component: endoplasmic reticulum; Golgi membrane. Gene Ontology annotation, biological process: carbohydrate metabolic process; N-glycan processing. Gene Ontology annotation, molecular function: mannosyl-oligosaccharide 1,2-alpha-mannosidase activity; calcium ion binding. NCBI's taxonomy places the organism in Eukaryota, Fungi, Ascomycota, Dothideomycetes, Pleosporales, Didymellaceae.